AUGUCACUUACAGUGCUGGCAUUCGUUGUCACGGUCUCAAUCACAGGCUUGCGCCUCCCUCAUCCCGCGGGUCAAGAUACCAAAUCACGGGCUGCGCGCGGCGGCAACGGGACACAAGUCACAGUCAUCAUCAACGCAAAUGGGAGUCACAAGCAGCUCUUUGGUCUAUCUUGA
Molecule: messenger RNA, 174 nt
Organism: Fusarium poae
Lineage: Eukaryota; Fungi; Ascomycota; Sordariomycetes; Hypocreales; Nectriaceae
Exons: 2
Coding region: 1-174 (57 amino acids)
Source: RefSeq, a predicted model, not a curated record